CUUUCGUUGACUUCAUUUAAAAUUGAGCAUAUAGAUUCUCUCUAAUUGCAUUGUAAUACGUACAGCGAAUAAGAAGAAGAAACACAACAGAUACCGAUACACAAUACAGGCAUUCAAAUGAACCCGCAAUCUACGCCCCCACAGCAGGGAAAACGCAACAAGAAUAUUGCUUGUUUGCAAUGCCGUGAACGAAAAGUUCGUUGCUCAGGUACCUGUCCAUGCGCGAACUGUACGCGUCGCUCAACAGACUGCGUGUUUGAGCAGGAAGAUCGCAAGGUUGUUGUAUCUGAGAACUUGCUCAAUGAUUUGAAGCGAAAGGCAGAGGAUUGGGAUGAGGCGCAAAAACAGAAGAAGAACAAAACCUCUGCGGGUACGAGUACAAAUAUAGCGGUUACAGCGACCGCCCCAAGAACGAGUGUCGACGAUGGCCUACCACAGAUGACCAAUCCUCUACUGACGCCCUCAUCUAAGUUUGUUGUAGACCACCAAGGCAGGAAACGUUUUCUAGGCCCUUCGUCUACAUGGGCAUACAGUCACCAUGUAAUGGGCAUGAUCAGAGAGUAUGUGGGCCAUGAGCUCUCACCCGAAGUACCACUAAACCACGAUGGUGUUGCUUUCAAUAUUGAGCUUCCUAGUAUGAAGCAAUCUGAACUUGUUGUCAACAUCGAAAGCCUGCCUUCUCUGGACUAUGCGCUAUAUCUCACCAACACCGUCAAAUUCCACAUAGUCCAAACUUACCACCUAUUUGACGAGCAGAAAUUCAUACCGGCCCUCCUAUCACUAUACAACGAUGGACCACCGCCGGUGACUGCUGAGAACAGGAUGUGGUAUGUUCAGUACUUCCUUAUCAUGGCUCUUGGCAAAGGACUGCUUACCCGCGGCAUGUCUAAAGCUGGUUCACCGGGGAGUGAGUAUUUCAUGAAAGCAAUGGAGCUUUUCCCAGAUACCUAUGGACUGUACAUAGAUCCUAUCCUGUCGAUUGAAGUAUGCUGCGGCCUUGCUUUAUAUCUCCAGGCUGUUGAUCACCGCAACAGUGCUUAUGUCUAUCUUGGGAUGGGUUUGAGAAUAGCGCUCAGUCAAGGUCUGCAUCGAGAUAUUGCUGGAGAAUCCGCCGACGACCCUGAAGUCAGGCGAUAUCGCAAUGCAUGGUGGACACUGUACAUCCUCGACCGGAAGUUCUCAUCGUUGAUGGGCGCCCCAAGCUCUGUUCAAGAUAGUGAUAUCUCUGUCCCGAUUCCAGGGGAUCAAACAACGCCUCGAAGGUCAAGCUCAUUGGAAAUGCAUAUCAAGCUAUCAAGGCUCAAGACCAAGGUCCUCAACACAAUAUACGGCAUCGAUGGAAAACUGGAUGUCUCGUUCCCGAAAAACACCAUGAGUAUAUUGAGGGAACUCGCUGCGCUAGGAGCCGAGCUCAACUCAGCUCCUGAUCUGAAGUUGGACAGUCAAAGUCCACUAUCGCGCGUCUCUGCAACCCUAAACCUAUGCUAUCAUCAGUGCAUCGUGCUUGCUACGAGACCUCUCCUCAUGUGUAUUUUAAGGGACAAACUGGAGAUGAGCAGACAUGAUAACAACGCCAACUACGAGAUUGUCGAGCCUGUCAAGGCUUUAGUCAGGACCUGCUACGACUCAGCCCAUAAAUCACUUCGCAUCUUGACUACACUUCAGUCGCAGGAUCUUCUAGAGCUCUUUCUCCCCUUCGACCUCGACCAUGCAUUCUCGGCUGGGUUCGUUCUGGCACUUAUAUUCGCCAUCCAACCCUUCCCAGACGCAGCCGGAGAGUCUUCCUUUGAACUAACAAGGAAUAUCCUUGACGCUCUGAUAGCAGGUGGGAAUCUACCUGCACGGUUUCGGCGCCAGGAACUUGAGCGUCUACAUGAUAUGUUGCAUCUGAUCGACCGACAAGGCAUUGUAACACAGUCGCAGGGUCAAGAAAACGACUGUAUUUCUGUCUUGGGAGAGCAGGGAAUAUCGCCGAACCAGAUACUCAAUGUUGCCAGUUUGCUCGAUGGGCAUACGAAUAUUGGUGCGGAUCUUGAUGACGUUAAUGGUUGGCUAUGGGAGGUCACUGGUUUUGAGGGUCUUCCUCCAGUUUGAACAUGUCUUGCAGGAGUCGAUAUGAUUUACAGGGUGUUUCUAGCUGUUGAUAUUUUCCCCGUCUGACAUUAUCACAUCGAGAAGUCUUCCGGCUUAGACCAUAUAAUUUGCUUCGUCAAGAUUCCAUUGUUUAUUUCCAAGAUUGGCAUCAGAGUGGUGGCGUGUAGGCCGUGUUGAUCUCGUGUCAGUGAGAUCCACUGGUUCUACAAUAGGAGAUUUCUCGGUUAGCCGAACGAGCCAAGCCAGGCCGCCCGCAUGUUCUGUUUCUUGCCCCAGAAUCCCCCACUGAUCUUGUCUAGUAACAUGACCUGUCUGAUAAGCUCAGAUUGAGGGGUUAACCUUAGUCCCCGGUAAUCAGGCCAUGACGAUAAUCGGUCUGGG
Messenger RNA from Fusarium redolens, 2475 nucleotides. RefSeq lists its product as uncharacterized. Gene Ontology annotation, biological process: DNA-templated transcription; positive regulation of transcription by RNA polymerase II. Gene Ontology annotation, molecular function: DNA-binding transcription factor activity, RNA polymerase II-specific; sequence-specific DNA binding; zinc ion binding. Bases 118 to 2094 code for a protein of 658 amino acids. The record is from RefSeq and is a predicted model, not a curated record. The transcript is spliced from 10 exons. Gene Ontology annotation, cellular component: nucleus. Lineage: Eukaryota; Fungi; Ascomycota; Sordariomycetes; Hypocreales; Nectriaceae.